AUGGAGUUUGGGAUGCCCUUAAAUGCAAAUAGUACUUAUUGCUUGGAUUAUGGUAGCGCUACUCCUACUAGGUGUAGCUUGGUUGACUUGCUCACAACCAUUUUCUGUUGGUUACUAGUUUCUCUUUGGUGGCUGUCGACUUGCUAUGGUGGCAUGGCUUGUGGUUGUAGGAUUGUGCAGCACAUACCUGUUAACGGUGUUAGGGUUUCCUAA
Molecule: messenger RNA, 213 nt
Organism: Prunus armeniaca (apricot)
Lineage: Eukaryota; Viridiplantae; Streptophyta; Magnoliopsida; Rosales; Rosaceae
Source: the annotation of a GenBank genome assembly